This is a messenger RNA of Sinocyclocheilus grahami, 1284 nucleotides long. It is a transcript of the gene tfcp2l1, whose product is annotated as transcription factor CP2-like 1. The coding region runs from base 1 to 1254 and encodes 417 amino acids. The transcript is spliced from 12 exons. Gene Ontology annotation, biological process: regulation of transcription by RNA polymerase II. The record is from RefSeq and is a predicted model, not a curated record. Gene Ontology annotation, cellular component: nucleus. Gene Ontology annotation, molecular function: RNA polymerase II cis-regulatory region sequence-specific DNA binding; DNA-binding transcription activator activity, RNA polymerase II-specific. Lineage: Eukaryota; Metazoa; Chordata; Actinopteri; Cypriniformes; Cyprinidae.
AUGUCCAGUGCUGAAGAACUGACCAGAGAUGCUCUUGCUCCGUUUCUCAAGCAUGAAGAGGAGCAGCAGUCCACUGAGAUCGGAGUGUCUCCUUUUCAUCAUGUGCUUUGUGCAGCCACGUCUCCAGCUAGUAUUGUGCGUGUAGUUUUCCAUGACCGGCGGCUGCAGUACACAGAGCAUCAGCAGCUGGAGGGAUGGAGGUGGAACCGACCAGGAGACAGAAUCUUGGAUAUAGAUAUCCCGUUGUCAGUGGGCAUAAUGGAGCCUCGAGCCCACCCACUGCAGCUCAACACCAUAGAGUUUCUCUGGGAUCCUGACAAAAAUGCCUCCGUGUUCAUUCAGGUAAACUGCAUCAGCACUGAGUUCACUCCUAGAAAACACGGUGGAGAGAAGGGUGUCCCCUUCCGCAUUCAGAUAGACACCUUCUCAGCCGGCGAGCACGGAGAAUACACUGAACACAUGCUCUCUGCCAGCUGCCAGGUCAAAGUCUUCAAGCCGAAAGGCGCAGAUCGCAAACUCAAGACUGACAGAGAGAAGAUUGAGAAAAAGAGUCCUCAGGAUAGAGAAAAAUAUCAACCAUCCUAUAAAACGACAGUGCUGACUGAGUGCUCCCCUUGGCCUGAAGCCCCAUCAGUCAGCAGAACAAGCAACACUCCAUCUCCUGGUUAUCACAUUGCUCACACUUCUUACAGCUUCCCAGAAGAAAACUGCUCUCCAGACCAGCAGGGGGACCUACAUUUGCCCAGCUGUUCUGAUCACCUGUUGCCAUCGUCCUCCAUGCAGGACACGCAGCAGUGGCUCCAUGGUAAUAGGUUCUCCUCUUUCUGCAGGCUCUUCUCUGGCUUCUCAGGUUCUGAUCUGCUAAAAAUGAGUAGAGAAGAUUUCAUUCAGAUCUGUGGUCCUGCUGACGGCAUCCGUCUUUUCAAUGCAAUCAAAGGAAGGUGUAUACAACCUCGUCUCACUGUCUAUGUAUCCCAGCUACAGAACAGGAACCAACUGCACACCAAAGCAGUGGUGUACCAUGCUCUCUACCUAGAGGACCUUACUGUCCUUGAGCUCACUGAGAAGAUAGCCAAUCUAUAUAAUGCUCCCUCACAGCAAAUCUGUCGCGUAUACAGACAGGGGCCGACGGGGAUCCACGUCUUGGUUUCAGAUGAGGUAAGAGGGCAGAGAGUGCUUAAAAUUGAGUCCGAACAUUCCAGAGAUUACAGAUCAUUUGCGAAAUGUUGGUUAUAUAACUUGUCCAAGGAGUAGUUCAUCCAAAAGUUUGGGGUUGGUAAGAUU